Molecule: messenger RNA, 433 nt
Organism: Medioppia subpectinata
Lineage: Eukaryota; Metazoa; Arthropoda; Arachnida; Sarcoptiformes; Oppiidae
Source: the annotation of a GenBank genome assembly
AGCGUCAAAUUAUAAAGACGAAGAAUUACUGGAAUCCCAUAGCGAUGUGUUUCGUCAAAUAGAUUUGGAUGUGAAGCGAACGGUUCCCAAUCAUAAUAUGUUUGCCAGCGAUGAUAAUGGGAUUACAAAAUUACGAAAUAUUCUCAUUGGAUACUGUAUUUGCGUUAACCCUUCAGUCGGUUAUUGUCAGGGAAUGAAUUUUAUUGCAGCUCUUCUUCUCAUUGUAUUCGAUGGCAAUGAAGAACACUCUUUAAUGGGCUUAAUAGCAAUCAUUGAUCACUAUUUUCCUCCUCAUUAUUAUGAUCAUCAUUUAACAGGCGUUCGAGCGGAUCAGAUGCUCCUCAAAGAUCUGAUAACAUGCAUGACAUCCGACAAUAAACUUCAUUUCAACGAACAGAUGCUCGAAGAGAUCACAAAUGCUUUGUCUCUCAAC